Messenger RNA from Durusdinium trenchii, 1089 nucleotides. NCBI's taxonomy places the organism in Eukaryota, Dinophyceae, Suessiales, Symbiodiniaceae. The record is from the annotation of a GenBank genome assembly.
AUGCUCUUCUCGGCUCAAAGAGAGGAGGGUCGUUGCUCCAGACCCAUGAGGGAGCCAGGCCAUCUCGAUGCCUGGUUUUGUGGAUCAGGCAAUUGUUUGUCCCUAAUCCCCAUACCUGGGAUAUUUGUUAUAAGACUUUUCCACGCUUGCCUCGUUGGCAAAUCCAAGGAUGGCAAGUACUUAGCACUCUGGAUUGGCCUCGUAUGCCUCGUUUGCCUGGGGUGUUUCUUCAGCCUGGAACGGACUCCCACCUGGAUCGUGGUCUCCUUGACCACCAUCUUCACACCUGUGAACUACUUCGUGGGGUCAGGCUACACUGAGGUGGACUCUGCACCCACACACCAGGGCGUCUUCUCGCAUGAGAAGGUGGUGGAGGGCCACAGAUAUCGAGACCUUCGGGAACGGAAUUUGGGCAUGUUCUUUGCCGGAGAGGUGUGGCGCCUGCAGCGCAACGUGACCGUUCUGGAGCUGGGCUGUGGCAACGGACAAGUGACCUACAAUCUCAACACGGUGCCGGGCGUGAAGUGCUUAGGCCUUGAUGGCUACAAAGGCAUCCAGAGCUUGGGCUCCAAUUACCAGCAGUGGAACCUGGAAGAGUUCUACCCUCUUCCGGACGUGGAUUAUGUGAUCUCCUUCGAGGUCGCGGAGCACAUCUCCCCCAAGUUCGAGCACAAUUUUAUUGAGACCUUAGUGCAAGCAAAGGUGGGAAUUCUGCUUUCUUGGGCCUACAUUGGUCAAGGAGGUCAUGGCCACGUGAACGAGCACUCGCAGAGCUAUCUCAUUCGCCACAUUGGGCGUGAAGGCUUCGUCUACUGCCCCUCUCUGUCACAUCAGUUGGCACAAGGAUUUGGCCGAGGCUUUUUCCAUGAGUGGGAGUACCGAAAUUUGUUGGUCUUCUUCAACGAGAAGGCCUUCCAAUCUGUGAGUUGCGAUCUGCCCCUGCGCGACUUUGCAAGGGCAGAGGCGCUGGCCUUGCUUCUACUGGCUGCGUUGCUCCUCUAUGUGUUGCGGGAGGUCCUUUGUCCAUGUGUCAAAGGCUUGAGAUUCAGUCGAACUGGAUGGACUGGAGGCAAGAUCAUGGCAGACUGA